GAACUGGAGCGGCCUCAGAAAUAAAGAAACACUUGUCAUCAUUAAAGACCUCUCCCAAUUCUACCUUGGCGACCUUGCAAAAAACAGUUGAAGACCUGGAACUUUCCUUGGGGAAAGGUGGAGCAAGUGGAACGUCAAGUCGAUUUGUGUUCAAGUAUGAUGAAAACGACAGCUGGGGCCAAAAAAGCCAAGAGAGCCAAGAGAAGAGUGGAAUGGGACUUCGAGCCAGAAAACAAGUUUUCGCUCUCAAUCAAGUUCCAAUUUGCCGAUGGAAAAACGAGAGAAAGGAAAAUGAUGAUGAAGAGCUGUCAGUCACCGGGGUUUGAUCGGGUCCUCGUUUGAAAAUUCGUCUUCUCUUCGCCGUGUUAUUUUCAAUUGACAAAGUCGCACUUUGGGGAGAGGAUUUUGAAGUGUCAUUGUUUAAUGAGAAAGCAAGCACCGAAAUAUAACUCACCCAAGGGUUUUAAAUGUCUAGAGCACAUUGUGGUACUACUAUCAUGAUCCGUCUAAACUAACCUGAAAAGAGGCCAACGCGGCUUCAUAUUGGAGGGGUUCAAUUGGGACCAACCGCACUCGCGUUCUCUCAGUCAACGAGAGUGGCUUGAGGAUUGACUGGUGAUAGUUAAGUGUUGGUGGUAGUGACAUUGGGAUCAGCAGUUAGACUGAAGCUCGCGUCGCAUGUCGCGUCAAUUCCAUUGCGAGAUGUCUGAAAAAGGCGAGUGUUGUUGGAUGGUGGCCAUCAGAAAGCAGGAAAUAUGAGGGUUAAAUUGCCUCUAUUCUAAUGAUGCGCCCAUACAGUAUAUUUAUAUACUGAUCCUAAGUGAGCCUACGUCAUCGACACGUCUUUUUGCCCGUAGUGGACAGUUCAUUGAGGAAUCCUGUGCUUGGCAUCUCAUUUCCAUUGGCUUCAUCAUGUGUCCUACUGAUUGCUGGAAGUGAGUGAAUGUUGCAAGACACACACACGACGGGCUCAGGGCUCUUUUCCAAUCACAGGAACCGUGGCAAGGAACUCGUCAAAGAUGGGAAGCGAAAGAGAAACAAACUUGUUUACGGUGUGGGGUUUCAUUCCCAAGAUCUCUCGCCACCAUGCCCUUAGAGCAUCUUGAAGUACGGGUAUCUGCAAUAGCUUUCAUCACCAUCCCAUGCAACCGCGAUCCCAUUAAUGGUGCUGCCCAGUCGAGAGAUGGUCAACGUUGCUGGUGUCCUUUAGCUCACUGGAAAUAGAUUUUCAAACCUUGUUUGGAGAGGAAGCCCGUCGGUGUGGCACAAGGCUUUAUCUAGCGCUUCUCAAGGAUUGCUUUUACUACGCUGUGGGGACACACCAAUUUGAAGAGACGGGGAUGAUUGUGAAGCUGGCGUAUUUUCGACAGAACUACGCGUACUCGAACCGGCUUUGACAUCGUGGAAUGGAUACGAGAUAAACGGAACCAUGAAGCCCACUUGAACCCAGCACACACUGCUGAUGGUCAGUCAACGAGCUUCAUUGUCAAUAGCCUCUUGGAGAAGGGGUUCUCACAUCGAAAACAGAUUUGACCAUGAGAGGAAGUAGACUCUCUGGAACAGUUUGUCACAUUUGACGACACUCCAGACUCUCACAGACGUGCGUUGUGUCACAUUCACUAUGUCACUUGGUCCAAAUACCUGAUUGUAAGAUGAAUUUUGGUGCUUCAGUGUCCUAUUUGGUGCUUCUCGGGUUUCAACUAUGGAGUUGCCUUUGUUCAAGUUUAGAGGAUCAUCAUCACUUUCUUGGACAUCGCUUUGAGCCUCAGCAAGACCAAACCUUUCACGAUGACACAUCCGUGUUGGAAAUUCCCGGUCAUUUAAUGUUGGGGGCUUUGUUCCCAAUCCACAAACAAGGCCGUCCUUGUGGCGAGAUACAGAAAGAAGAUGGCAUCCAACCGCUUGAGGCUCUUUUGUUCACUGUUGACCAAAUUAACAAAGACAAAUCGCUUUUGCCAAACAUCACUCUGGGCGUGAAAGCUAUCGAUUCUUGUGAUAAUCCAGUUUAUGCUGUGAAAAAGUCUUUUGGUCUCAUCAAGGGGUUCAUCGCAAGAGAGUCCAAUCUCUCAAACACAUGCUCGCUAUUUCCAGAGGACUGGAGUAAACACGAAAGCCCUUGUAAUGAAAACAUUGUUGGUCUCAUUGGAGCGCAGACAAGCCCAGUUUCGGUGCAGAUUGCUAAUUUGGGGCGACUUUUCAAGAUUCCCCAGGUCAGCUACCUUUCAACAUCGGUGGCUUUGUGCAACAGGCAAGAGUACCCGUACUUCUUUCGCACCGUGCCCAGUGAUAUAUAUCAAGCUCAAGCUAUUGGUGAUUUGUUGAAGCGGUUUAAUUGGAAAUAUGCGUCCAUUGUUCACUCUGAUUCGGAAUACGGGACCAAAGGCUAUCAAGCGCUUGUUGAUUACGUGUCCAAAACGAAAGAAGUUUGUCUGGCUGAUCCCAUAACAAUUUACAAUGCUCAUUUCAAAGACGAAGACUACAAAGAUGCCAUUCUCCAGUUACUUCAAAGGAACUCCAUGAGUCGUGUUGUGAUCGUGUUUGCAGAUCGAGUGCCUGCUGGAAAACUAUUGGAAGCUGCUAAAACCUUGCACGCCAAAGGCCGUUUCAUUUGGAUCGGCUCAGACGCUUGGGCAUCUCGUGAGUCGGUGGUUGAGAAGCGGGAGGAAAUAGUCGAAGGGGCUAUUGCUGUUCAGCCACUCCGGAAGGAUCUUCCUGGCUAUCAUGAGUAUUUUUCUCAACUCAUAGACAAGUCCAACCAGCGAAACCCAUGGUUCGACGAGUACCUUCGACAUUAUCAUAAUUGCUCCAAUUUGAAAGAUGUUCAAGGUUAUGAACCUUGCUCACAAGUUAAGAAUCGGAUUUCUCAUCCCAAUCAGCUUUAUAUCCAUUUUGUGCGGGAUGCCGUUUACGCAUUUGCUCACGCUUUGCACAACUUGUAUAAAGACUCAUGCAAGGACUUUCUAAACGGCGAGAAAGGACGUGGCCUUUGUCCUGAGUUUCGACAACGUGUGUUUCAUGAACUCCCCGAAUACCUGAAGCAUGUAGAUUUUAUGGACGUUGACAAUCAUAAGUUCCAUUUCUACGGGGAACACAAACAUGAUGGUCCGCCGCGGUAUAGCAUCAUUAACUUUCAGCGACGGCCUCAUUCCAACUUUUACGACUGGCAAAACGUGGGAACGUUCCACAAUGGCGAGUUUACAGAGUUUGACGAGUCCUUUUACCAAAACUUCAAGUCGGACACGUCUAUAAUGAAAUGCUCUCGUCCCAAAUGUGAGAAGUCUUCCAUAAUGGUCCAAAAAACGGAAGAUCUUUGUUGCUGGCAUUGUGUUGCUUGUAAUGAUCGUCAAAAAAAGGUUUCCGAUUACGAAUGUGAAACGUGUCCUUUGGGAGAACAAUCUGAUGGCAUCAACCGAACAGAUUGCGUGCUCAUUCCGGAGACGUAUCUCGACUACACGAACAAGUGGGCAAUCGGUGCCAUCAUCUUCGCCUCCUUUGGCAUUCUACUUACAAUCGUGACGGCUUACGUCCUCUGGAAAUACUGGGAUACUCCUGUUGUUAAAGCAUGCGGUCGGGAGUUGAGUCUCAUGCUUCUUCUCGGCACCUUCUUUUCUUUCACCACGACGUUUUCCAUCGUGGCGAAGCCGUCUGACUGGAAUUGUGGCCUCAUGAGGUUUUGCAUCGGAUUUUCGUACACAAUCUGCUAUGCAGCUGUAGUAACCAAGGCCAAUCGGGUCUCUCGAAUCUUCAAUGCAAACAGACAUCCAAGGUUUACCAGUCCAUUCUCGUCCUUAGUGAUUGCUUUUGGUCUAGUUUCAGUAGAAAUUGUGGUCAACAUCAUUUGGCUUCUGGUUGAGCCCCCCAUUACUGUCCACAUUAUGUCUGACCCACAUAAACGGAUCCUUGUUUGUAGAGGCCUCAAUGAUUCUUUCAUGACCGGGCUCAUUUAUCCAUUCUUCUUAAUUAUGUGUGCUACCUUGUAUGCGUUCAAGACCCGUAAAUGCCCUGGAGGUUUCAACGAGACCCGAUUCAUUUUCUUUGCAAACACGGUCACCAGUAUCCAUUGGUUUGCUUACGUGCCGCUGUACUUGGUGAGCACCGACCAUGAAAUCAGAGCCGUCAUUUUGGCCUUUUCUUUAUCAUUGAGUGGGAUUGUCCAGUUGGGAUGUUUGCUCUGUCCCAAAUUGUAUACUGUGAUCUUCAAACCGGAGAAGAAUACGCGUGUGAACGUGAUGAAGCAGCAACGGUCUCAUCUGAGUUAUGCUGUGCCUGACACGCCUCCCAACUCCGUGGCUGUGAACAGUCAUCCGAAUCAGCAGAUGCAACUGCAUCAUCCAUCCCAAUAUUCAAAUCCUUCCGCACAAUUGCAACCUCAUUUACCACAAUCCCAAUACGAGUUGCUUGUCACUCACUCGGGAUCUCAGGUCGAACCAGCACGGUUAGUGCACUCAGCCAGUGCCAUUGUAACCUCAAAUCGUGCUAGCAAUGCCACACCAGAAUCGUUGCACUCGUGUCAGUUCACUUGGAGUAGUCAGAAUCGCCCAAGGACCCGAAGCAGUUCAGUGUGCAAAGGAACUCAAACUUAUCACCCCGAAACUUCUGGCCGCUCAGUGGUCUUCUCUGUGAGUAUGGCCUCCUCAAAUACAUUGAACAACAUGCGAGAAGAAUUUCGCGAAAGUCUCGCGACACAUGAUUCAGACUCCUCAGAUUUGGAUAGAUUUGUGGCUGAGGUCGACUACAAUGACCAGGAUGAUGAAGAGUCUUCGAAGUCAGACAGUGAUGAUAAUACUUAGGUCCAACUGUUUCCAAUUUCCUUUUCGUACGUGAAUUUGUCCAUUGAAUGAUAUUCUUAUAGCUAAAAAAGAUCCAAUUCAAAGUCUAUUGCAAUUUUUUGAAUGUUUUUUUUAAUAUAUGUGUAUGAUCUUAUUGAUGUCUUAAUUGCACCUACAUAUAUGAUCAUGCGAAUUUAUGAGCAUGGAUAUACUGCAAACUGGAAAGAAAUGGAUCUGAACACCAGAA
This is a messenger RNA of Tigriopus californicus, 5016 nucleotides long. RefSeq names its product adenylyl cyclase-associated protein 1-like (gene capt). Gene Ontology annotation, biological process: regulation of adenylate cyclase activity; G protein-coupled glutamate receptor signaling pathway; cytoskeleton organization. Gene Ontology annotation, cellular component: cytoplasm; membrane. The transcript is spliced from 3 exons. The record is from RefSeq and is a predicted model, not a curated record. Bases 1653 to 4790 code for a protein of 1045 amino acids. NCBI's taxonomy places the organism in Eukaryota, Metazoa, Arthropoda, Copepoda, Harpacticoida, Harpacticidae. Gene Ontology annotation, molecular function: actin binding; group II metabotropic glutamate receptor activity; adenylate cyclase binding.